Molecule: messenger RNA, 836 nt
Organism: Nicotiana tabacum (common tobacco)
Lineage: Eukaryota; Viridiplantae; Streptophyta; Magnoliopsida; Solanales; Solanaceae
Source: RefSeq, a predicted model, not a curated record
UGAGCACAAGAAGACUUCAAAGAGCGAUGGUGAAUCCGGAGGUGAAGGUAUAAUUGGUGUACUGCUAAGACUUAUGAAAGAGGGAGGCCUUCAAUUUCUAAUCACUAACGACAACAUCAAAGCUAUCAUUUUUGACAUCUUUGGUGCGGGAACAGAUACUUCAUCAACAACAAUUAACUGGGCCAUGGUGGAAAUGAUGAAGAAUCCAAGUGUAUUUUUCAAAGAUCAAGCAGAGGUAAGAAAAAUCUUGAGAGGGAAAGAAAAUUUUGGUGAAAUUAAUGUCGAGGAGUUUAAAUUCCUAAAGAUGGUCAUUAAAGAAACUUUUAGACUCCAUCCUCCACUACCUCUUUUGCUUCCAAGAGAAUGUAGAGAAGAAACAGACUUAAACGGCUACACUAUUCCAUUGAAAACAAAAGUCGUGGUUAAUGUUUGGGCAAUUAGAAGAGAUCCAAAAUAUUGGGAUGACGUAGAAAGCUUUAAACCUGAGAGAUUUGAACACAACUCUAUGAAUUAUAUUGGUAAUAAUUAUGAAUAUAUUCCCUUUGGCAUCGGAAGGAGAAUUUGCCCUGGAAUAUCAUUUGGUUUAGCAAAUGUUUAUUUUCCACUGGCUUAACUGUUGUAUCAUUUUGACUGGAAACUCCCUACUGGAAUCAAUCCAAGUGAACUAGACUUGCUGAGGCGGCUGGAGCAGCUUGUGCUAGAAAGAAUGACCUACACUUGAUCGCUACUCCUUAUCAACAUUGUCAAAAGUGAUCUCAUGGCGUCAAACCUUUUCUUAAAAGAAGAAUCUUGCAUUUGAAUUUCCUUGUCAACCCUACCAUCGUACUUUCUCCCGU